AUGCCCAAGGAAAAGUACGAUCCACCUGAUCCACGGAGGAUGUACACAAUUAUGUCCUCAGAGGAAGCAGCCAAUGGAAAGAAAUCACACUGGGCAGAGUUGGAAAUAAGUGGGAAAGUGAGAAGCUUAAGUUCAUCGCUGUGGACGCUGACCCAUUUGACAGCUUUGCAUCUCAGUGACAAUUCCUUAUCCCGUAUUCCUUCAGACAUUGCCAAGCUUCACAAUCUGGUAUAUCUGGACCUGUCCUCUAAUAAAAUCCGCAGUUUACCAGCAGAGCUCGGAAACAUGGUGUCACUCAGGGAACUACAUUUAAAUAACAACCUGUUACGAGUUUUACCUUUUGAGCUGGGAAAACUGUUCCAGUUACAGACUUUGGGUCUGAAAGGAAAUCCACUCACGCAGGAUAUUCUGAACCUUUAUCAGGAACCAGAUGGGACACGAAGGCUACUGAACUAUUUGCUUGAUAAUUUGGCAGGUACUGCAAAAAGAAUUUCAACGGAACAACCACCUCCAAGAUCUUGGAUUAUGCUGCAAGAACCAGACCGUACAAGACCAACAGCCUUGUUCUCUGUCAUGUGUUACAACGUGCUCUGCGACAAGUACGCCACCCGGCAGCUCUAUGGCUACUGCCCAUCCUGGGCACUGAACUGGGAAUACAGAAAAAAAGCCAUUAUGCAGGAAAUCCUGAGCUGCAAUGCUGACAUCAUAAGCCUUCAGGAGGUAGAAACGGAGCAGUACUACAGUUUUUUCCUGGUGGAACUGAAAGAACGUGGCUACAAUGGAUUCUUCAGUCCAAAAUCUAGAGCUAGGACAAUGUCAGAACAGGAAAGAAAACAUGUUGAUGGUUGUGCAAUAUUUUUCAAAACAGAAAAAUUUACUUUGGUUCAAAAGCAUACUGUUGAGUUCAAUCAACUAGCUAUGGCCAACUCAGAAGGUUCAGAAGCUAUGCUGAACAGAGUGAUGACAAAGGAUAACAUCGGAGUCGCUGUGCUGUUAGAGCUGCGAAAGGAGCUGAUAGAAAUGUCAUCUGGAAAGCCACACCUUGGGAUGGAAAAGCAGCUAGUCCUUGUGGCUAAUGCACAUAUGCAUUGGGACCCAGAUUAUUCUGAUGUGAAGCUGGUUCAGACUAUGAUGUUCCUGUCUGAGGUAAAGAACAUCAUUGAUAAAGCUUCUCGUAGUCUCAAGCCUGGUGUGUCAGGAGAACUUGGAACCAUUCCACUUGUACUGUGUGCAGAUCUCAAUUCUCUACCAGACUCUGGUGUUGUUGAGUACUUGAGCACUGGUGGGGUGGAAACCAACCACAAAGAUUUUAAGGAACUGAGAUACAAUGAAAGUCUUACAAACUUCAGCUGUAAUGGGAAAAAUGGAACAACAAAUGGAAGAAUUACACAUGGUUUCAAGUUGAAGAGUGCCUAUGAGAAUGGUCUAAUGCCUUACACCAAUUACACAUUUGACUUCAAGGGUAUUAUUGACUACAUCUUCUACUCUAAACCUCAGCUAAACAUACUUGGCAUUCUUGGACCUUUGGAUCAUCAUUGGUUAAUAGAGAACAAUAUAAGUGGUUGUCCACAUCCACUCAUCCCUUCUGACCACUUCUCACUUUUUGCACAACUGGAGCUUUUGCUGCCUUUCCUGCCUCCUGUAAAUGGAAUCCAUCUCCCUGGCAGGAGGUAG
Messenger RNA from Indicator indicator, 1674 nucleotides. It is a transcript of the gene CNOT6, whose product is annotated as CCR4-NOT transcription complex subunit 6. Gene Ontology annotation, biological process: nuclear-transcribed mRNA poly(A) tail shortening. Lineage: Eukaryota; Metazoa; Chordata; Aves; Piciformes; Indicatoridae. The coding region runs from base 1 to 1674 and encodes 557 amino acids. The record is from RefSeq and is a predicted model, not a curated record. Gene Ontology annotation, cellular component: cytoplasm; nucleus; CCR4-NOT complex. Gene Ontology annotation, molecular function: protein binding; poly(A)-specific ribonuclease activity. The transcript has 11 exons.